Leguminivora glycinivorella is the source of this 4247-nucleotide messenger RNA. It is a transcript of the gene alph, whose product is annotated as protein phosphatase 1B. The transcript has 4 exons. Gene Ontology annotation, molecular function: protein serine/threonine phosphatase activity; manganese ion binding; magnesium ion binding. NCBI's taxonomy places the organism in Eukaryota, Metazoa, Arthropoda, Insecta, Lepidoptera, Tortricidae. The coding region runs from base 315 to 1481 and encodes 388 amino acids. Gene Ontology annotation, biological process: protein dephosphorylation; negative regulation of stress-activated MAPK cascade. The record is from RefSeq and is a predicted model, not a curated record. Gene Ontology annotation, cellular component: cytosol; nucleus.
CCAUUCAUUCUUUUGAGUUGCUUUUUCGUUUUACGAUUUAAUCCAAAAUCGCAAGGAAUUUGUCAUCUAAGCAUUAUUAGCGUGUAAUAAUACGCUUCUACAAGCAGCUGACUUUAAAAAAUCCAUUUUGUGAAGACUCGGUGCGAGCAGUGCAACAGCUCGACCGUCUGACGUGCUCGUGCCGUGAGAUCGUAUCGUACUUCCAGUGAUGCUUCCCUUUUACGUUAUCGGUCGCGACGUUCGCUUUGCGAGUGCCUGAUGGUGUGGAAACUAUGUGCGAAUAACAACUUAAGUAAUCAGAGAGAGGACUCAGUAUGGGGGCGUUUUUGAACAAGCCCGAGACUAAGAAAUAUAACGAGAACGGAGAAGGAAACGGUCUUCGCUAUGGCGUGGCGUCGAUGCAAGGUUGGCGCGUGGAGAUGGAAGAUGCCCACCACGCGCAGUGCACUCUAAACGGAACUUUAUCAGAUUGGAGCUACUUCGCGGUGUUCGACGGUCACGCGGGCGCGCGAGUGUCAGCACACUGCGCCGACAACCUGCUGGAAUGUAUCUUACAGACGGACGAGUUUCGACGCGAGGAGAUCGCGGAAGCGAUCCGGGCUGGUUUCCUGGAUCUAGAUAAGAAGAUGCGCGAGCUUCCCGAGCUGUCAAACGGCGAGGAGAAGUCGGGCUCCACCGCCGUGUGCGCGUUCGUGUCACCUAAACAAAUAUACAUAGCUAAUUGCGGAGAUUCGCGCGCUGUGCUCGCUCGUAACGGUCAGCCUAUAUUUGCUACGCGAGAUCACAAGCCGGAGCUACCAUCUGAGAAGUCGCGCAUAGUUCAAGCUGGUGGUUCAGUAAUGAUCCAACGUGUAAAUGGGAGCUUAGCUGUGUCACGAGCGUUGGGAGAUUAUGAAUACAAGAAGGUGCUGGACCGGGGUCCGUGCGAGCAGCUAGUGUCCCCAGAGCCAGAGGUGUCGACUCAUGAGCGGUCAGAGGCGGAGGAUGAGUUCCUGGUGCUGGCAUGUGACGGAGUGUGGGAUGUGAUGAGUAACGAGGCACUGUGUGCCUACGUCCACUCACUACUGCAGUUGACGGAUGACCUGGUGGCUGUGACCAACCAAGUUAUUGAUACCUGUCUUUAUAAGGGCAGCAAAGACAACAUGAGUAUCGUGCUGGUGACCUUCCCCGCGGCGCCCAAGCCCAGCGCGGAGGCCCAGCGCGCCGACCGCGAGCUCGACGAGACGCUCCGGCAGCGGCUGACAGCCUUGAUCGAGAAAAGCGCCGGCAGCGAGGAGCGCGAAGACACGGCCUGCCACUUCUCGUGGGUGCUGAAACAGCUCGCCCGCGAGAAUAUCCCUGGGCUGCCUCCCGGCGGCGGCCUGGCUGCCAAGCAAUCUCUCCUGGACAAGAUAUACCGAGAGUUCUACCCGGAGCACGCCGACAGCUCCGAAACGUUCGACUGCCAGCCCGAGCUCACGGACGCGUUCGGCGCCAACUAAGCGCGCAUGUCGCAUCGACCACCUCAUUGACUUUCAUUGACUACUCUUCUACUACCAGACGCUAAAUUGACGUGAGAUGACCAGUAUGAACUAUCAUUUCAUUAAACUAAAAGUGACGACAAAUUAGAAUUUUGUCAAUAAAGAGUACUAUCGUACAGUAUGGCCACUCCCUCUCCCCGCUGAAAGUUACUGCUUAUUUCAUAAUACAAUUUUGAUCGCCGAAAUACGAUAACAUUGUGCCGUCACUCUCAUAUUAAUUGCAAAUGAAGUUUGGGAGUUAAAAAUCACGUAGUUGAAAGAUGUAUGUACUUUUCUCACCGUGAUUUCUAACUACCACUUUUAUUUGCACGUACCGAAGUCAAUUUUUAUUAAUAUAUUUCUGAUUAGUUUGUUGUGAACAAGUCAAUCAAGGUAGUCGAUGCGAUUAUACGAGAUGACUUCAAGCGGCCGACUAAGAGUACUGUGCAACAAGUCAUCUACAUUUUUCAUACUUUUGACACUCAACUUCAGACAUUUGUUCCACAGGCCUCUUGGGCAGCCCGGUUAGACAGAAUUGCACACUAUCUCACUUCAGUACUAGUUAUCAAUUCUAUCUAAAAGUUUAAUUCCGGGAAAUUUUAUUAGCGUACCUAAUAUUGAAAACAAAUCAAUAAUGGCUACAUUUCUUUCUUGAAAAAUAUUGGAAUACGUUGCCAUGUUUAUUGACCGUUAUUUUGACUCAAAAAUAUUCAGGGAUUCGAUGAUAGUGUAUGAUUUUGUUCUACUUAUGUACAUGAAAAUCCACGCUAUCCGAAUUUCUGUUGAGAUUGUCCUUGAUUUCGCCAGCUUUGUACAAAAUCUGCAUCGUGUGACCAUAGAGUAAAAUAGAGUUAAGAUUGUCUGUGGUAGUCUAGCGCGGCAAUCUCAACAUGGUUUGGUACACAUGCUAAUAAAACAUUAUCCAGAGAUAAUGGGUCUACGAAACUGGGUAUGGUCACCAAGCAUCUAAAAGACAGGGAGUUUCUUAACACGUUUUGCGAGACUAAAACUACUAACAUUUACACAUUUUUGAAGUUACGUAGACUUGAAGUGUCUCUGGUGUCGUAUGUGUAACGCUAUGUAAUACUCUAGCCCUCUGUUAUGGAACCGGCACCAUUGAGUCAUAGACUAAAUUGUUUUUGUUUACUUCUAAAUGUUUAGUGUAUAAAUAGGUCUGUCGUUCGCCGUUCCAUAGCAGAUUCAUUGUUUACCUGAAUGUAAAUGUUGUGUGGCACAAAUUUCCGUUUCACCUUACCGCAGUAGGGAGCCAGCGAAACCUUAUUAUUAUUUACUCGCGUCUUUAUUUCGUAGUUUAGUUAUCGUUUUCGUGUUACUUUUGGCCAUUCAUAAAUGUCAUAAUACUAGAUGUGUAAUGGAUUCGAGUAAUAUGCGUAUACAACCGUCUGCACAUGUUUAUCUGUAAACCUCGUUGUUUUGUGUUGUCCGAGAUAUUGAUUACGUAAUGAUUUGGCAGUUGAUCAAACUGUAUCAUUUCUUAUACCAAUAUCUAACAAUAACUUUUUCAAGUUGUUUUCAUUCGAAAGCCUAAAAACUUUUAACGAUUAAAUGUAUUCAAAUAAAAUUAUCAAUGGAAACAUAAUAAACUAACUUUUUGUAUAUAAUUUCUGUAUUUCAACUACAUAGUCAUUGUCCAAAAUAUUAAAGUCAUUUUAGAUGUUAUCUUAUGGGAUUUGGAUUAGGGUAAUAGUGUUUGGGUUAUAUUCCACGGAGCUGUACUUCAGUUUCUAUCGUGUUAUGAAAUAAAAUUGUAGAUUUAAUUUUUGCUUUUAAAUUUUUCUUUUAUUAUGCGUCACUAGAAUGUUUUUCCUUUUUAUUUGAUAACUUUGGAUUGCUUUGCGAAUGCUUCGUACUUAGAAAAUUACUAAUAAAAUGUAUUUGGUUACUCUUGAUGUUUAGGUAUUCACUAUGACCGUACAAAAUGUGAAAUGUCAAAAAUGUAGAACGAGAGCCGAAUAUAACAUUAUAAUAAAACUGUUACCAAAUUAAAAACAUAAUAGCGGUCUUAUUAUGACAAAGAGUUUAUUUCUUUUCCUCUUGUAAAUAAAAGAGAUAAUCGAGAAAAUACUUUUGUACCUGUUCGAGAGGUUCAUUAGAGUGUAACUAAAUAGUUUUUACGGAACAAAUUUAUAUGGGCGGUGUCUACCGAAGCUUAGAUGCUGUCUACUAUCACGCUGUACUAAGAGUUGUACACUCGCUCACAGACGAGAAUCCCACUUCUGAAGUCAUAUCUGUUGUUGGGUAAAAACAAUGUUCUUGGAACGGGAUCGUCUUUUGUUUCGAUGAGCCUAUGAUUCUGAUCGCCUGUUAGCGAGUGCUAUAUCAAUUAUCUAAUUGGAAAACUUCCAUUAAAAUUGGUCUUUCAAACCAAAUUAGAUCUUAGCCCUUAUAAUUGAUAAAGGAAAUUUAAAGAAUGACAUAAACGGCAGUAGGCCCACUUUGGUUUGACAGACUAUAAUAGUAACAUAGCGCGUAACAAGCAAGCAUCUUGUGUCCUAGUGUAUUAACUACAAGAUAAUUAUUGGUGGUAGCAAAAAGCUGUGAUCAAAGUUUUAUUGGCUCAUAAUUUUAUAUUCCGGUUAUGUUAUGUAAUUAACUGUUAGGUCCACAGACUUAGAGGGACUAAGCGACGUAAGUGUUAAAAUAACAAUUUUGUGUACAUUCAGAUUUGAACCUGUAUUUCAGUAAGUAUAAAUUCAAAUGUCUAUAUCAUAAGGAAUAUUUAUCCAA